GCUUGUGAAGUCUGGGAGGAGAUCAAUCCGCAGAACCUCGCGCUCCUAUGCUCGCCUCUAACCUCGUUUCUGUCGGAAGAAUUUUCGCACACUUUGUGACGCUACGAAAGGCGUGUCACGAGGAAUAUGUGAGAAUGCUUUUUAGCCCGGGCGUUUCGAUGAUUUUCAUAGAACAUCUCUUCGUCGAAUAUAAAAAGUUGAAAAGAAACGCGUUUAUUUUUGUGGGCUGGGGAAAAAGUGGUAGAAAAAUGAGUUAACCGAGGACCGCGCGAGCUGAUUCAAGACGCAACGGUAGUUACAGAUCUUACGGUGAAGCUUCGUCGCGUCCCUCCACCACUCCCGACGAAGCUGCUGCGAAGUCGAAAAAAGAAGCUCUGAUCGAGGCAGCUUGAUGAUCGGCCGACUUCAGGCAGGAUGAAGUGUCACUCGAUAAAACUUUCCGUCCGGAAUGUACCGAUUGAAUAAUCCCGCGAAUGAAGCAACGAGGUUAUGUCCCGCGAGGAGGACCGACCUACCUCCGGGGGACAACAAAAGUCCAUUAAGCGCGCCACAGUGCCGGUUCUCGUGAAAUUUUUGAUCGGUGGAUUGGCAGGAUCGACCGGGCAAAUAGCGACGCAUCCGCUGGACGUCAUCAAAAUUUGCAUGCACACGACGCACGCUCCGUUCUUUUUAACGACCAAAGACAUCUUCCUGUGCUCCGGAUAUCGAGGCUUCUACGUUGGCCUGACGGCGGCUUUGUUACGACAAGUUACAUAUUCGACCACUAGAUUGGGCAUUUACGGAACUAUGCUUGACUGUUUGCGAGAACGUUGCGGUCCUUUGAAUUAUUCCACUCUCAUCGGUCUCGGAACGAUCGCCGGCGUCGUCGGGGCUUGGGUCGGCACGCCAGCAGAUUUAGUGAUGGUUCGAAUGAUAACGGACGCCAAAAACCCGCUGGGAAAACAACGAUGUUACAGGAACGCUGUUGUCGGAUUAUCUACGAUUUUCAAGGACGAAGGCACCCUCCGACUGUGGCGGGGCGCUGUUCCUACGAUGACCAGAGCCGCUAUCGUCAAUGGGGUACAAUUGGCUACUUAUUCUCGAACGAAAAUUCACCUCAAAGAUACGAACUUAUUCGCCGAGGGCAUGAUUCUCCAAUUCUGCGCUUCGAUGAUCUCCAGCAUGGUCACCUGUGUCGCCUCGAUGCCGGUCGACACGGCAAAGACAGAAAUCCAAAGCUGGCACAGUCCCAAAAAGCCACCAGGAAUGUGGAAAGUUUUCGUGAGAAUGGCAAGAACCGACGGUUUCUUCAGUUUAUGGCGAGGACUCGUGCCCUACUAUUUGAGAGCCGGACCCAACACCGCCAUCACGAUGAUAACGAUGGACCAGCUCGGGAGUCUUUACACUUCUGUAUUCACAUCAAUAAACGUUUCUUGAAUGGAGGAGCAA
This is a messenger RNA of Venturia canescens, 1428 nucleotides long. Its product is annotated as mitochondrial 2-oxoglutarate/malate carrier protein-like. The transcript is spliced from 5 exons. Gene Ontology annotation, molecular function: transmembrane transporter activity. Lineage: Eukaryota; Metazoa; Arthropoda; Insecta; Hymenoptera; Ichneumonidae. The record is from RefSeq and is a predicted model, not a curated record. Bases 490 to 1416 code for a protein of 308 amino acids.